Messenger RNA from Notodromas monacha, 2381 nucleotides. NCBI's taxonomy places the organism in Eukaryota, Metazoa, Arthropoda, Ostracoda, Podocopida, Cyprididae. The record is from the annotation of a GenBank genome assembly.
GCGCCGAAGAGCCCUGGACAAUUUCGGGUGCAUUUCGUUUCAAAGUAUUUUGGAUACUUUCAAUGCGGCGAUAAAUCAAGAGCAAGCGUGGGCGGUAUGCUUUCAGUUCAUUCGAACUGCAAAAGCCUGUUUGGAGGAAAACCGUUCCGCGUGCUUUUAUGCCACUCAGUUGGAACAUGUAAAAAUACACAAGGAUGGUUCAGUGCAUAGAUCAACGUUUCUUGGAAAUCCUGCCGAUGCAGCUGGUUGCUGAACUUGGUCUGAUCAUUUACAAAGCCGUGGAUUACGGGCUUGAGCAAGAUGUGGAACGAAAAUUGGACAGUGCUUUGGGCAACCUGAUUUAUAGGAUGGUGCCAUCCGAUCCAUCAACAAAUGAUUCUCGAGAGGAUGAUGAGGGAAUUGAACAGGAUGCGGGUGAGACAGAUGACGGUGACAAGCCAGGAAUAUUGGACGAGAUUUUAAUGGAGUGUAUUAAUAACCUCAACUUGACUGAUGAAGACAAAGCUGAUCUACAUUACAAACCAGUCUGUCGCGCCCUCGUAACCGAAUGUAUGGACCUGGUGACAUUUCUGGAAAAAGUUGGAAGAGGGGCAAAAGAAUUAAAAGCCACCGUUUUAGCGGAUGGCCGGGAUUUUAAUGUUCAUGACCUUCAUUCCACGGACUGGGAACGACUUUGGGUUCAAGUUAUCAAACAGCUGCGUGACGGAGUCAAGUUGAAGAAAGUGGAAGAGAGCAGGGAAACGAAUCCCGUGGAGUUUGAGCUGUCCCCCUACGAGAUGUUAAUGAAGGAUAUUCGAUCGAAGAGAUAUAAGCUCAACAAAGUCCCGCUCGAAGGAGGCCUGCCCCCGAAAGUGAAGGAAGAUGCGCAUGAAAUCAUCCUGGAUUUUAUCCGGUCGCGUCCGCCCCUCAAAAAGGUUCCCGACACUGAAAGAUUGCCGGCAAGAUCAGAGAAAACCUUGCAUGAGCAACUGAUGGAAGCGAUACGAAAUACGGCCCCGUCUUCCUUGAAGCCAACGCGGCAUUCCAUGUCUUCUCUUUCGGUUCCAUCAACUGCUGGUGCUGGUAACUCUUGUUUGAAGUUUCAGCUAGAUUAUCUUCACUUGACGCCUGCAUUCUUUUUAGAUGAGACUGACACUCCGAGUGGAUCCACUCGUCGACGAAUCACUGUAGACAAUUACUUAUCGGUGUUUGACGAAUCGGAUGAAUCCGAUACAUGUUUGGAUUCUGAAGCUCCUGUAACUUUCACACCGAAAGUCGCGCAAUCCUCCAAGAAAAUACUCAUGUUCAAACCGGAUAAACCGAAAGCGAAGCGUCCGAAUAAACUCGAAAAUUCGAAAGCUGGACGAACAAAGGAUUUUCGGCGUUAUUCGUCUGAGUCUGUUAGAGCAGAAACGGGGAAACAAUCGCCUGAACCUCCUCCUUUCUCUUUGGAAACGCCGUCAUCGAAGUCUGUAUUUCAGGAAGCGUUGAUGGAAUCCCAAAUGUGGCAACAGCAAAUUGACUGUCUGACGCUAACAUUGGACGAAGUGGUUCACAUUCGAAGUGUUCUGACGAGGGCGGAGUUGGAGACACUCCUGUUCGACAUGAAGCUUUACAGAGACGUGGCCACUGGCAAGGUGUGCUUUUCCUGUCGUAAAACGAGAUUCGGUUUGUUCGGAAGCAAAGACUACACGUGCAAAUUGUGCGAGCAGGUUGUUUGUCGGAAGUGCUGCGCAAAGAUGGCAAUUCCGAUGGAUCAUAUCCAGACUGUACCUGUGUUUUUUCUGAGUCCUCCGCAAAGUGGUGACCCAAGCCCAGUGAAUCCUGAGGCCCGUACGGGUCCUCGAUCCCUUUUAUCGAAAUUGGAGGGCUUAUACAAGGAGAAUUCCCAACAGUUGAGAAAUUCUGCGAGCAGUGCACCGAAUUCUCCGAAAUUGUCACGUUCAAAUUCGAAUGCAGCAGAGUCUCAAAUUUGGCGUUCGAAGUCGCCCCAAGUUCUCAAAGGAGGUGAGAAAGGGUCGUCGAUUUUGAGACGGGAAACGAUGAACGUAUGCACGGAUUGUCAAGUGAUGGUCAAACAAAUUAUCCUGUCGUCGCAGAAAGCCCUUAGAGCUAAAGGCAAGAGAAGCACGAGCGUGGAAAACCAAAAAUCAAUAUCUCCUCGAAGUCGACCUGACGUCUCACAGGCUGGGCUGACGACGUCGACCGCGGUGGUCGUGUGGGGGGGACCAGCAGCCAGGCAAGGGAGUCAGUCCCGGGAACUCACACGCGGGCACCGGGUUCGCAGCGGACAUCCGGCUUCUCGUCGUCGUCCUAUCCUCAAUAAGCUCCGGCAGCAAAUAUAUAUUUUGUUCGCUCUCUUCGCAAACCAUCAAUGGUUUGAUGAACAAAAACCCGAGUGA